AUGACGAUGCCAUCCACUCGUCACGUGAAGUCGGCCUCAACAGGCCAAACCCAGAUCCACAUCCUCCCGCGGGAUGUAAGCACCACCGCCGUCCUCGGCCUGUUCGAGGCCGACCGUGGCCUUGCCAUCCGGCGCUGGAUGGCCCAGGGUCCCGAGGAGGACCACUGGAGCGCUCUCAACCUCCCCCCGGGCGAGUCUCUCGCCGAGUUCAUCGCCGCCGAGAGGGCCAAACUCGCCCCCGCCUAG
Molecule: messenger RNA, 246 nt
Organism: Clonostachys solani
Lineage: Eukaryota; Fungi; Ascomycota; Sordariomycetes; Hypocreales; Bionectriaceae
Source: the annotation of a GenBank genome assembly